Macaca mulatta (Rhesus monkey) is the source of this 1667-nucleotide messenger RNA. It is a transcript of the gene F10, whose product is annotated as coagulation factor X. Gene Ontology annotation, cellular component: extracellular region. The record is from RefSeq and is marked provisional. Gene Ontology annotation, biological process: blood coagulation; proteolysis. Gene Ontology annotation, molecular function: calcium ion binding; serine-type endopeptidase activity. Lineage: Eukaryota; Metazoa; Chordata; Mammalia; Primates; Cercopithecidae.
GCCAUCCCGGCCGGGCGUGGACUUUGCUCCGGCAGCCUGUCCCAGUGAGGACAGGCACACGGUACUCGGCCACACCAUGGGGCGCCCACUGCACCUCGUCCUGCUCAGUGCCUUCUUGGCCAGCCUCCUGCUGCCCGGGGAAAGUCUGUUCAUCCGCAGGGAGCAGGCCAACAACGUCCUGGCGAGGGUCAGGAGGUCCAAUUCCUUUCUUGAAGAGAUGAAGAAAGGAAACCUUGAAAGAGAGUGCAUGGAAGAGACCUGCUCAUACGAAGAGGCCCGCGAGGUCUUCGAGGACAGCGACAAGACGAAUGAAUUCUGGAAUAAAUACAAAGAUGGCGACCAGUGUGAGACCAGUCCUUGCCAGAACGAGGGCAAAUGUAGAGACGGCCUUGGGGAAUACACCUGCACCUGUUUAGAAGGAUUCGAAGGCAAAAACUGUGAAUUGUUCACACGGAAGCUCUGCAGCCUGGACAACGGAGAGUGUGACCAGUUCUGCCACGAGGAGCAGAACUCGGUGGUGUGCUCCUGCGCCAGGGGGUACACCCUGGCCGACAACGGCAAGGCCUGCAUUCCCACAGGACCCUACCCCUGUGGGAAACAGACCCUGGAGCGCAGGAAGAGGUCAGCAGCCCAGGCCACCAACAGCAGCGGGGAAGCCCCCGACAACAUCAUAUGGAAGCCGGAUGACGCAGCCGACCUGGACGCCACCGAGAACCCCUUUGACCUGCUUGACUUCAACCAGACGCAGCCCGAGAGGGGUGACAACAACCUCAUCAGGAUCGUGGGCGGCCGGGAAUGCGAGAACGGGGAGUGUCCCUGGCAGGCCCUGCUCAUCAAUGAGGAAAACGAGGGGUUCUGUGGUGGCACCAUUCUGAGCGAGUUCUACAUCCUCACUGCAGCCCACUGUCUCUACCAAGCCAAGAGAUUCAAGGUGAGGGUAGGGGACCGGGACAUGGAGCAGGAGGAGGGCGGCGAGGCGGUGCACGAGGUGGAGGUGAUCAUCAAGCACAACCGGUUCACAAAGGAGACCUAUGACUUCGACAUCGCCGUGCUCCGGCUCAAGAGCCCCAUCACCUUCCGCAUGAACGUGGCACCCGCCUGCCUCCCCGAGCGCGACUGGGCCGAGUCCACGCUGAUGACGCAGAAGACGGGGAUUGUGAGCGGCUUCGGGCGCACCCACGAGAAGGGCCGGCAGUCCACCAGGCUCAAGAUGCUGGAGGUGCCCUACGUGGACCGCAACAGCUGCAAGCUCUCCAGCAGCUUCAUCAUCACCCAGAACAUGUUCUGUGCCGGCUACCACGCCAAGCAGGAAGACGCCUGCCAGGGGGACAGUGGGGGCCCCCACGUCACCCGCUUCAAGGACACCUACUUCGUGACAGGCAUCGUCAGCUGGGGAGAGGGCUGCGCCCGGAAGGGGAAGUACGGGAUCUACACCAAGGUCACCGCCUUCCUCAAGUGGAUCGACAGGUCCAUGAAAACCAGGGGCUUGCCCAAGGCUGAGAGCCGUGCCCCAGAGGCCAGCACGUCCUCUCCAUUAAAGUGAGAUCCCACGCAAGGCCUGGUCCAGAUGUUGAGUCCUUACCCCGCUGCAUCCGGCACUGUCCCUUGGCCUCAAGUUAAAUGGCCAUGAAAACCAAGUGAACCUUCAGUAAACAGAAAAGACUCCA